AUGGCCUGCAUUUUGAAGCCCACUAUGCCCACCUCUUGCUCUCCCGAGCUUUACGGUAUGGAAGUUUGCUUAGUGUCCGUUAAAGUGGCCUGCCCCACGAUGAUCAAUGUGCACGAGUGGCUCAUGAUCCACCACACCAUCAUCAGCUCUACCGGGUGCCCCGGGGGCAAAUACGACGUCUUCGCCGUCGCCGAAUUCCCGAUAUUUGCCUCCAAGGCGGAGUACAUCAGCAUGAGCAUCGGCAUCCCGCUCGGACCCGUCACCGUCGAGUUCGCCACCACGCUCGACAUCCGCCAGGGCUGCUCCUCCCACCUCGACAAGGUCACCGCGAACAUCAAAUACCCGCUCCUCGCAUCCGUCAAGGGCGGCGCGUUCAAGGGCAACCUCCACAACAGCUGCGGCAUCACCAUGUCCAUCGGCGUCCCCGAGAUCUACGGCAGCGUCCGCCUGUGGAUCGACUGCGACUCGCUCUGGAUCGACUUCGACUUGACGGUCUUCGGCGUGCCAUACAAGGGCAAGUUCGCCGUGCUCCCCAUCCCCCGCUGGUUCAUCGCCGUCGCCAAUAGCGACAAGCUCCUCGACGCCCCCACCGGCAAGAUCUCCCCCCUCCCGUCUCCCGGCGCCAUCAACGUCAACAACGAGACGAACAACAUCACCAACAUCGUGACGGCCCCCGCUUCCGGGGCCGCCGUUGCCGUCGCCUAA
Molecule: messenger RNA, 705 nt
Organism: Dichomitus squalens LYAD-421 SS1
Lineage: Eukaryota; Fungi; Basidiomycota; Agaricomycetes; Polyporales; Polyporaceae
Exons: 5
Coding region: 1-705 (234 amino acids)
Source: RefSeq, a predicted model, not a curated record